Chlamydomonas reinhardtii is the source of this 1385-nucleotide messenger RNA. RefSeq lists its product as uncharacterized. The coding region runs from base 59 to 904 and encodes 281 amino acids. The record is from RefSeq and is a predicted model, not a curated record. The transcript has 6 exons. Lineage: Eukaryota; Viridiplantae; Chlorophyta; Chlorophyceae; Chlamydomonadales; Chlamydomonadaceae.
GUUGUGCCCUCAGUUGGCCCAACACAAUCAGUUCCUGUGUAAUUCAUUGCAUGACGGAAUGGCCUCGCACGCGGGCGCGCAAGACCCGGGCCAACGAGCCGCGUGGCUGGAGGCCAAAUGCCAGACGCUAACAAAAGAGGUGGACGCGCUGCAGGCCAAGCUGCACGACCUCCACUCCACUGACCUCAUGAGUCUGCGGCGGGCAUAUAAGAGCCUGGCGCAGCACGUGCAGGCGCUGGAGGUGGAGAGCAAGCACCUGCCUUCUCUGCUGGCGCGCGCAGCGGAGCCGUCUGUAACGCCGGAGUGGGUGGCGGGUCAGACACGGCUGGCGGCGGGCGUGACGGCGGCUGUGUACGCGGCGGGGCGACUGCUGGCGGCCAUGAAAGUGCGGGAAGCCGGCCCGGUGGCGGCCGCGCUGGCGAUGCUGGGCGCUGGGUACGUGGGUCUGCGGCUGCUGGCGUCGGCGGGGCGGCGGCUGGUGGAGGUGGGGCGGCGGCGGCAGGCGGCGCAGCAGGAGCUGCAGGCGGACCUGCGCGCCGUCAUGGAGCGGGUGCAGAUCAUGGCCGAGCUGGCCGAGUCCGGGCUGCGGUUGCACCGGCUGCACGCCUCCCAGCACACCACCUUCACUGAGCCGCAGCAGCCCAACCACAUGCCGCAGCCGCAGCCCCUGGCGCCGCCGCCGUCGGCGGGCCCGGCACCUCUGCAACAACAGCAGCACCAACACCAGCUGCCGCCGCAGUGGCCACCGCCGGGACCACCUGUGGCGCCGAUUGGCCUGAACGAGCUGCCCUCAGCGCCGGUCCCACAACGACAACAGCCACAGCAGCAGCAGGCAGCGGGUGCAGCUCCCGUCGUCAAGUAUCCGGUGAUGGGGUACCCGGCUGUGCCGCAGCCAUCUGGGUAGUCUGGAGAUUUGUCUGGCGUCGCGUCCAACCAAGGCGGAGCAGACUGAAGACCGGGGGCCACAGGAGGAUUCGGCAGAGGAUUCGGCGUAGCGCGCCCUGCGGCGAUUGGCCGCGAAGCGUCGGAUGGAGGAUGGGUCCUGGAUUGUGUCCAAGCUGCCGUAGAUGUCUGGUCUAUUGCUGGAGGAGAGUUGCGCCUGAACAUGCCCAUCGAAUGGUACCAGAUGAUGAGGCUGAUGAGGCUGCGGGAUGUCCUGGCAUGGUUGGCAGUGACGCAGACGGACGCGCCAGAGAGAGUAGCCGUAUGGAUCUGGAAGGGUGCUUCCUUGCAGGUUGUGGGGGCGUCAUCAAGUUCUGCGAGAGGGGGAGAGAGCUGGCAGGUACAAUCGGAAGCGGACAGGCGCGUGGGGAUUGGUCAUCUUCGCUGGUGGAGUGCUACGGUGGCAGAGCAGAAAUGAGGGCAGUUGUCCUAUUGUAAUUGUA